Messenger RNA from Beta vulgaris subsp. vulgaris (sugar beet), 1481 nucleotides. Its product is annotated as peroxidase 27. Gene Ontology annotation, biological process: hydrogen peroxide catabolic process; response to oxidative stress. The transcript has 4 exons. Gene Ontology annotation, cellular component: plasmodesma; plant-type cell wall. The coding region runs from base 113 to 1105 and encodes 330 amino acids. Gene Ontology annotation, molecular function: heme binding; peroxidase activity. The record is from RefSeq and is a predicted model, not a curated record. NCBI's taxonomy places the organism in Eukaryota, Viridiplantae, Streptophyta, Magnoliopsida, Caryophyllales, Amaranthaceae.
GGCAUUAUAUAAGGGCAUCAAGCAUCAACCAUCUUUACCAUCCAUAGACUAAUACUACAUAGCAACUCUAGUUAAGCUCAUCAUCUUUAUUAUUUCCAAGCUAAUUAAAGAGAUGGCGUUUAAUUAUCCUAAAACACAUCUCUUCCACUUUGCUCUUUUUCUAGUUUUAAUCUUAAGAUCUGCAAAUGUUGAGGGUCUAAAUGUGGGGUUUUACGCUAAUUCAUGUCCUUUAGUUGAAUCCAUAACAAGCAAUGUUGUCAAACAAACUCUUUCUGUGGCACCUUCUCUAUCUGGCCCCUUGUUGAGAAUGUUUUUCCAUGAUUGUUUCGUUAGGGGAUGUGAUGCUUCCGUCUUGCUAGAUUCACCAACAAAUCAAGCAGAGAAAGAUUCAAUUCCGAAUCAAACCCUUAGAGGUUAUGAAAUCAUUGAUAGAGUCAAAAGCGCACUGGAAAUGCAUUGUCCAGGCGUUGUUUCAUGUGCUGAUAUAAUAGCCUUGGUUUCUAGGGACGUUGUGGUUCAGACUGGAGGAGUCUCAUGGAAGGUAGAAACAGGAAGGCGAGAUGGUCGUGUUUCAGUACUCAAUGAGGCUUUAAGUGAAUUGCCACCACCUUUUUUUAAUAUAACCUCCUUGAAAUCACUUUUCCAACGAAAAGGACUCAGCGUAAAGGAUCUUGUUGUUUUAUCUGGUGCACACACUAUAGGCAUAUCUCAGUGUGCAGCAUUCACAAACCGCCUGUACAACUUCUCCGGAACAGGUGACAUCAACUCUUUUGACCCAACAAUGGAUCCUAACUAUGUUGCCGCAUUAAGGAAGAAAUGUAUUAGAAAUGGUCCAAAUGUUUUCGUCGAAAUGGAUCCUGGAAGUUCCAAGGUAUUUGAUGGCCAUUACUACGAGCUCGUGUCGAAAAGAAGAGGGUUAUUUCAAUCUGAUGCUGCUUUACUUGAUAAUGCUGAGACUAGAAAUUAUGUUGAAACUCACAAGAUCAGUGGUAACCAAGGAAACUUCUUUAAAGACUUUGCAGUUUCCAUGGUAAAUAUGGGAAGAAUUGGUGUUCUUACAGGUAAUGCUGGUGAAAUAAGAAAAGUUUGUUCAAGAAUUAAUUGAAUUGUGUAAGUGUGUAGAAUAAAAUUCUCGAUCAGUCCAACUUAUAAGAGAUUUUCACAAAUGUGGAACAUAAUAAAAUAAAAGUACGUGGGACGACAAGUAUGAAGUAAUAUAUAUAUUGAUUCUUAGCUUGGAGUAGUGGGAUGCAUGCAUGAGAGGUAUUGUAUGUACCUGCCGAGCAUAAGUAAGAAGAUCUUCUGUCCUGAAAUCAAGUGGUUAGAUCGGAGUAAUUGUUGCUUAUACUCAUGCUCAUAGCUUGUUUGUUUUUUUUGUUUUAAAUAGAACAAUCUUCCAUCAUAUCUCAACAAAAUGUAAUGAGAAGUUUGGAAUUCUUUGUACCGUAUUAAUGGCAAUAAAUACAUACUUUCUUUGUUUC